This is a messenger RNA of Paramisgurnus dabryanus, 4267 nucleotides long. RefSeq names its product zinc finger protein 518A (gene znf518a). The record is from RefSeq and is a predicted model, not a curated record. Lineage: Eukaryota; Metazoa; Chordata; Actinopteri; Cypriniformes; Cobitidae.
GCUGUGCACAGGUCCUGUUUCAUGUGCCAAAGAAAACUCACAAACAGAAACUGCGUCACUUGCUAUUAUUAUUUAGCGCAGUUGAUGUCAUUUAAACACUGUAAAUUGACAUGUAUUUAGUGACAAGCAGGUAAUCCAGUGUUUGUUAAGCCUCGAGCUGCUGCUGUGUUUGUGCCCGGAUUGAAGUGUCAUGGCUGCCGCGCGCUGCUAAAAGGAUUAAAGCGCUGGCCUGUGCAUCCAACAUGAAUGUGGGCGAUGUCAAUCCAGUAGCUUGUGCCAAGUCCGAUGCUCGAGUUGAGAAUGAAGAAAAGAACUGGCAUAAACGUCUACGACUCAGGAAAACCUCCUUUAUGUCUUCCUUCAAACGAAACCCUGUGAAACCGAAGAAAAAAGUCACAAAUCAGAAACAUGGACAAAAAGCUCCUGAAACAUUUGAGGAACCAUCUGAGAAUCUCCAGCACGGUCAAGCAGUGGAGAACUCGAAGAACAAACUCAUGUUCUUAUGUUCGGCAUGCAAGGACGGCACCUCGUUCAGGCCUAGUGAAUUAAUAGCGCAUUUUAAAGCCAUCCAUGAAGGCAAUAGCCCAGUGUUUCCCUGCGACGUGUGCAACUUCUCCACGUCAGUAUUCUCAACGCUCCAACAGCACAGAAUAAAACACAAGGACUGUAUGUUUACUUGUGAGGUUUGUAAAGAUGACGUCCAGCUCACAUUUCCUCAAUUAACCAAACAUUGUCAAACUCAUCAUUCUUUGAAGGAUCAAUACCACUGCCAAACAUGCCAAUUCUCUGUCAAGGAGAUCAAUCAGUUUGUGUGUCAUUUGUGUCUGCCCAACACAGCGCCAAUAAAAAACGGUCAUGAAGAGAACCUUACUACUGGCAAGUCUAAAACUGACCUCUUGGGUGAAACGGCAGGUACGGCACAGAAGGAAGAUGUCCUGAAGCAUCUGACGGCCGCGUGUCGUCACAGAUGGAGUAGAAGAAACUGGUGGAGAAAGCGAGAACCUGCAUCCAAACAAGAGUUUAAUAUUUUACUUCCAAAACCCCAACCACACUGGGUGUCUCCAGUAUCUUCCUUUUCAGCCUCAGGUCUGCUGGACAAUCAUGGAGUCUUGUUAGAUCCAGAGAAAACUCUUGAGGAGACACAGCUGUUUCUUGAAAGGACUGGUGGUAAAAAAUGGCCUGUAUUCCUCAAAACCGAGCAGGAUCUCACUUCGCUUAGCCAGACUGCACCCUCCAUGCCAAGGGUAAGACCAGGUAGUACACCCCACCCAGACCUGUGUAACGCUGGGAAAGAUAAGCUCACUGGUCUUAUGGAAAAGAGCAACAUAUCUGUUCCCCCAGACUGCACUACGAAGGUGGUCGGGUUUAAGAUGGUGAAUGGAAAAAAGCAUGUGGUCCUCAAAGUAAUUCCAACAAGCAACCAACAUAUUUUGGCCUCAAAGGGUGUUGAAUGUGGAACUUGCAGUCCGACACCAAAUGAUCAGACAUGGGUUGAUAGCUUUGAUGGUGAGUUUACAUCUCCGACUAAGAAGACUCAGGGACAACGUGUUGAUCUGCAGGACUGUCUUAAUGGAUUUUCUAAGAAGAGAAAAAGACAAGAUGCUGGUAACCACACAGAUCCCAACACAUACAUCAGUGGCUCAGGAGAUCCCAAUCACAAUGUAGCAGGUCAUCAAAGUACCAAAGAGCCGCUGUUAAGCUAUAAUGUUACAUCAGACCCUAACAGCAAUUCAGUCAGCAGUGAAGAAAGCGGAGUCAUGUUGAAGCAAGUAUUUCCCUUUGCUGUGGAGGAUGUUUGCAAUCCCAAUACAGAAAAAGUCAAAGCCCACAUUGAGUCUGAGGAAGACUUUACUACAAGCCAAAAAGAUUCUGGUUGUCAUAGUGAUCUGGCCUCAUGUCCAUCUUCUGAUACAGGUUCAUCAGAAGAAAGGUGUCAUUCAUUUGUACCUCUGGUGUCCGAAAAAGAGCAAAAUCCAGCAAAAUAUUCAAACAUCACAGAUGAAGGAUUAGAGGAAGAUACUUCAGAAAUGGAGUUUCUAAACACAGAUUCGUGCAUUGAGAGCUGUUUGGUCUCAGAGUUUGACGGUUCUCCCUUGAAAGGUCUGAGUGAAUCUUUCUGUCAUUUUCAAAGUGGAGUUGAGGAUCUGUUAUUCCACAGCAGUGGCGAUGAGUGCACAAACAACAUGGACCCCAGAGAUCCUCUGCUCCCUAUAGGUCAGUAUGACUGUGAAAUGUUAACAGCUCUGAGAGGAUCACGCAGCGCUGCCGACGAGCUGCCUUUAACAACAGUCAAACAUUUACUGGAUGGACCGGCCGCUGAUCUCGCAAUAUCUUCAGAUAACAGCACUGACUGCCUGAUUAACACCGGAGGUACAAACCCGCAAUCUGAGCCUAUCAGCACAGACAACUUCUCUACCCCGUUUGCUAAUACAGAUUCUUGUUAUUCUGCUCCUUUAGUCGUUGAAUCUCACAAUCACAGCGUAACAGAGUCCAGCGUUCCUCUCGCAUCACUGUACGAAUCAGCAUUGAACCAGAAACAAGUAAUAGAAGUGUUGUUAAAAGAUUCUCAAGAAGCUAUCACCAAAUCCCAAAAGCCAUCGAGUUUAGGAGAGAGUGACAUCACUGAAUCCAUCCUACACUGGGAACCUGUUCCUCGAGACGUCCCGAGAACUCUUAGACUGAAACCCUACUGUACCUCACAGUUCAUUAAAGUACCACGUGAGAACCAACCCGUCGUAGUUCUCAACCAUCCCGACACAGAUAUUCCAGAAGUGACGAAUAUCAUGAAAGUCAUUCAGAAACACAAAGGAGCCGUGCGUCGAGUCACACUGUCUCGAAAAACUCUCAGCGCUCUGUCGGAGUUUUCCUGCAAUGCCUUCCGGAAUAAUGGCGUAGCUGACUGUCACAUGUCCCACUGUAGGAGAGCUUGGCCGGAUGGGACGGUUAAAGAAAGAUUUAGCCUGAAACUGAGGCUGAAGAGAGUCUGUGGAAGGAAGUAUACCGUGGUACCAGCGGUGUCGGAUAGUGUUGUACUACAGCCUACGUUCAGAUGCUGGUUUUGCGGACGACUUUUUCGAAACCAAGAGGCCUGGGUAGGUCACGGACAGAGACAUCUAACAGAGGCGACCAGGGGCUGGAAUCAGAUCUUUAACAGAUAGACCAGGUGUGAUGUGAAGGCAAUAAUGUUUGACACAAUCUCAGGGUGAGAAAUAUACUGUUCCUCAUGUGGUCCAAAUCUAAGGAUAUUUCUUUUAUUAAUUCAAUUUAUUUUAUUAAAUACUGAAGAUUUAUUUAUUAUGUUCCAAAAUGUGAAAAACAAAUUGUUUAAUAGACAAAAAUGUAGCCGAGACCUCAGGUAAUGUCAUUGCAUUUGACUGCUGUUUGUGUAAUACUAAUUUCUGUUGACCUGAACGCCGAGCUGUUCUGUCAGGCAAUACAAGUGAAAAAAGACUGAACAUUGUGUUUGAAGUAUAAGACAUCUGUUUGUCAUACUUUAUGCAGUUUUGCAUUAAUUUUAGUUUUUGGCAUUGAAAAACUUGUUGAAACCAUAACUGCUAGAUGUUUCCGUUCAUGAAACAAGGCUUCGAAAAGUUUACAGAAGUGAAGUGGUUUAUUGUUUCUCUUUGGAGAAGACGAUGUGACUGUUAAAGAUGACUUUUAAAGGUGCUUUAGCUUCAUAUUUGUUAUUGCCUGUACAUAGCAUUAGUUGGAACUAAACCAGAGUAUAUGCAAAUCUACAGUAAUGGAAAUUCUGUGUUUUAUUUAUGCUAUUCAUCUUCAUAUUUAUUUUCUCAGCCGUUUUGUUGUUAAAUAUGUUUGAUUAGAAGUUUAAUCAAAGCAUUAAUUAAAUUCCACAUAUAUAUCUAGUUGUUAGUGUGUUUGCUAUUACAAUUCUUAAAAGGUUGUAAACUUUAUUAUCAUUUAUUAAGACAAGCAUUUUUUUUCAGAUCGGUAUUUGAUCAGUGUAAUAAUAAUUUGUGUAAUGGCUUUAUUUUAAUCAGGUAAAGAUAGGAAUCUUACUGAUGUGAUUGCACUUAAAUGUGAUGAUAAUCAUGUGAGGAGAAAUAUUGACAGAAUAUUUAAAGAUGAUCUUCUCCAGGUCUCUCAUCCACUCCACUUGAAAACCAAAGUGUAUAUGUCUCUUAUGUUUGUAGAAAGUGCUUGUGUUGUAUACAAACAGCUGUGAUUUGCACCUUAUAUUGCAGAAGUGCCUCUUUCUAACCCUAAGACUGUUGAGUCCUAGCUGUCAUAAAUAAAUCAUUAUUUU